Messenger RNA from Gamsiella multidivaricata, 957 nucleotides. RefSeq lists its product as uncharacterized. Lineage: Eukaryota; Fungi; Mortierellomycota; Mortierellomycetes; Mortierellales; Mortierellaceae. The transcript has 2 exons. The record is from RefSeq and is a predicted model, not a curated record. Bases 1 to 957 code for a protein of 318 amino acids.
AUGCAUAUCAAAUCGAACAUCGCCCUCCUCCUGGCACUGGCGCUCGCAUGCAGCUCCGCCGUCAACGCACAAUGCAUCCCGCCCUUCUGCCCAGCUCCUACUACUACAACAACAACAACAGCCACGCAUGAGCCAACCACCUCAGCAGUGACGACUUCAGCUCCAACGACGGCACCGUCGGUACCACCACCAACCACACCGGCCACUCUGACCCCCCCGGCCGCCAACACUACGAGUUCCGCCCCCCCUGUUACCUCGACCGACAUCACAAAGCCCAAGACCCCGAUCGUGACUACCACACUGUCAUCAACCCUGAUCAGCACCACAUCCACCGCUCCUCCUGCUGCGACCUCAUCCUCAUCGAGUAGCAGCGGUAGUACUGCAAACCUAACCACGGCUGGUAUUGUCGUGGGCUCUGUGGUCAUUGCUGCAGCCAUUGGUAUCUGGGUCUUUAGAAAGUGGAAGCUUUCGCCCUCGCGCGAUUUCCAGUCCAAGAUUCGUGGAGACGACUAUACUGAUUAUCCCCGCAGCUACGAGUCCGACACUGUGCACCUGCGCCAGUUGGGAGAUCAGCCCUCAGAGCCAGCGGCGAUCAAGUCACCGUACACCGCCAACACUGCGUUCCCGAGCUCGAUGGAUGAUCAGUAUUAUGACCCGAACUAUGCUGCCGGCAAGGACCAAGGAGGAUAUAAUCAGGGUGGAUAUGGUGGUGGACAUGGCUAUGAUCACGGAUACAAUGACCAUGGCAAUUAUGGACACGGACAUGGCGACUAUGCGGCGACGCAGGUCGGCGGCGGUGGUGGGUAUGGACACGGAGACUAUGCGCCAUCGCAGGCCGGCGGCGGAUACGCUCCUUCGCAGGCCGGUGGUGGAUACGCUCCUUCGCAGGCCGGAGGAUAUAACCAGGGUGGGUAUGCACACUCGAACGUCGGAGGUGGAUACCAGCAUGGAUACUAG